Messenger RNA from Phragmites australis (common reed), 4822 nucleotides. RefSeq names its product ABC transporter C family member 8-like. Bases 130 to 4494 code for a protein of 1454 amino acids. The record is from RefSeq and is a predicted model, not a curated record. The transcript is spliced from 12 exons. Gene Ontology annotation, molecular function: ATP hydrolysis activity; ATP binding; ABC-type transporter activity. NCBI's taxonomy places the organism in Eukaryota, Viridiplantae, Streptophyta, Magnoliopsida, Poales, Poaceae. Gene Ontology annotation, cellular component: plant-type vacuole; vacuolar membrane. Gene Ontology annotation, biological process: transmembrane transport.
AAGGUCCAGCUCACCGCCCGCUAAGUGCAGUGAUACAAAUACCGUUCCUCUGCUUACUACUUGAUUAGCUCCUUCUAGACUCCUAGUCCUAGUAACCUGACAGAGGAGAAGUCGAAGAAGCAGUGCACAAUGGUUGCUCAUUCAUGGAGCCUGCAAGUAUCAGGUCGGUUGCUUCCACCAUCGCGCCGAGGCAAUCCCGAUUUCCACCUCAAAUCUCUGUGCUUCCAGACGAGCCUGAUCGAUGUCAUCAACCUUCUUCUCCUCGCCGUCUACAUCCUGAGCUUGGUGGUCGCUGCUUGCACGAGGCGAUUCAGAGUCGGCACGAGGGGCCUGCCAUUGCUGUGCGCUCUCGCUUGUCCUUGCUGCGCCCUUCUUGGCAUUGCGUGCCUCUGCUCCGGCGCAUGGGGCUCCUCGUCGUCGUCUACCAGAGCGGAGCUCCUCGUCAGAGGGUUGGUCUGGGUGGUCGUCUCAGUUUCUUUGGUCGUUCGGCCAACCAGGUUCUCUCGAGCGCUGGCCUUAAUGUGGUGGGCGGCGCUCGCGGCUCUGACCACCGCGUACAGCUUGGAGAAGAUCGUGAGGGGGAGCCCGAUGGAGGUUCUUUAUGUCGCGUCAUGGGCUGUGAGCUUGAUGCUUGUCUUGUGCGCGGUCAGCGUGUGUAGAGGUGUCACUGGCGGCGGAGAUGGCGGCGAGGAGACCCGGCCGUUGCUGACGGCGGGAGGCGGGGAGCAUAUGACGCCGGCGUUCGUGAAGGCUGGGUUCAUGAGCCGCCUGACGUUCACGUGGAUGGACUCGUUGCUGCGCCUGGGGUACUCCAAACCGUUGGAUUUCAGUGACAUCCCGCCGCUGGACACCGACGACGCAGCGGAGGAGGCGUGCCGGACAUUCCUGGAGGAAUGGCAUCGGCGGAGGUUGACGGAUGCCGCGAGGACGAACAACCUGGUGUUCUUGGUGCUCGCCGAGUGCUACAAGAAGGAUCUCCUCCGGACGGCGCUGUACACGCUGCUCCGGACGCUGUCCUUCGCCGCAUCGCCGGUGAUCCUGUACUGCUUCGUGUCCUACUCAUACAAGAAGGAACGGGGGCUUGCCGCCGGGAUCUCGCUCAUCAUGAGCCUGGUGGUGAUGAAGGUCGUGGAGUCGCUGUCGCAGAGGCACUGGUUCUUCGGGUCCAGGCGGCUCGGCAUGCGCAUGCGCUCGGCACUCAUGGCGGCCGUCUUUGAGAAGCAGCUGAAGCUGUCCAGCGAGGGACGGAGGCAGCAUUCGGCCGGCGAGAUCGCGAACUACAUCGCCCUCGACGCGUACCGGCUCGGCGAGUUCCCGUUCUGGUUGCACCUGGCGUGGAGCAUGCCGGUGCAGCUCGUCCUCGCCAUCGCGCUGCUCUUCUGGACCGUCGGCGCGGGCGCACUCCCUGGCCUGGUCCCCGUGGCUGUCUGCGGCUUGAUCAACGUUCCCUUCGCCAGGAUGCUGCAGCGCUACCAGUCGAUGUUCAUGCAGGCGCAGGACCAGCGGCAGCGCGCCAUGGCGGAGGUGCUCAACGCCAUGAAGGUAGUCAAGCUGCAGUCGUGGGAGGACAGGUUCAGGGAGACGGUGCAGAGACUACGCGACGUCGAGGUGAGGUGGCUCGCCGAGACGCAGGUCAAGAAGGCCUACGGCAGCGCGCUGUACUGGAUGUCUCCGACAGUCAUCUCCGGUGUGAUCUUCGCGGGGACUGCCGCGUUCCGGAGCGCGCCCCUGGACGCAGGCGUGGUGUUCACCGUCCUUGCUACACUGCGAGUCAUCUCGGAGCCGAUGAGGAUGCUGCCGGAGGUGCUGUCCGUCCUAAUCCAAGUCAAGGUCUCGCUGGACCGCGUCGGCGAGUUUCUAAUGGAGGAUGAGUUCCAAGACGACGCCGUGGACAGGGCUGGCAUGCCAGCGUCCAACAUGAGCCUAACCGUGCAAAAUGGUGUCUUCAGCUGGCAGCUUAACAAGGCCGUUGCAACUCUGAAAGACAUCAGCGUCACCGCAAUGCGGGGCGAGAAGAUCGCCAUCUGCGGGCCUGUGGGCGCAGGGAAAUCGUCGUUGCUGUGCGCAAUGCUUGGCGAGAUACCGAGAAUCUCUGGAUCAGUAGCUGUGUCUGGCUCAGUUGCCUAUGUUUCGCAGACGUCGUGGAUCCAGAGUGGCACGGUGCGCCACAACGUACUCUUCGGGAAGCCGAUGAACAAUGAGGAGUAUGAUAAGGCCAUGAGGUGUUGCGCAUUGGACAAGGACAUCGAGAACUUUCCGCACGGAGACCUGACAGAGAUCGGCCAGCGAGGCCUGAACAUGAGUGGAGGGCAGAAGCAAAGGAUUCAGCUCGCGAGAGCGGUCUACAAUGACGCGGACAUUUACCUUCUCGAUGACCCUUUCAGCGCCGUCGAUGCACAUACAGCUGCUACCCUUUUCAACGAUUGUGUCAUGGCAGCCCUUGAGAACAAGACGGUUAUUCUUGUGACACACCAAGUAGAGUUCCUUUCCAAGGUUGACAAGAUUCUGGUCAUGGAAAAUGGCCAGGUAGCUCAGGAAGGAACCUAUCAGGAGCUUCUGCGGUCUGGCACAGCAUUUGAACAGCUUGUCAAUGCUCAUAGGGACUCAAAAACAACACUGGACUCCCAGGAUCACAGCAAAGGAGCGAAAGAACAAGGCGCUUUUCAUUACCAAAUACCAAUGGUACAGCAGAAUAGCGAAGCGGAGAUCGCUGUCAGUAACAUGCCCUCGGUCCAGCUGACGGAAGAGGAGAAGAGAGAGCUAGGAGAAGUUGGAAUGAAACCGUACAAGGAUUAUGUUUCAGUAUCCAAGGGCUGGCUUCUUCUAGUCCUGAUAAUACUUGCGCAGUGCAUGUUCGUAUUCCUGCAAUCUCUGGCAACUUACUGGCUUGCAAUUGCAGUUCAAAGUCACCAGUUUAGUGUUGCAGUUGUGGUCGGAGUUUAUGCAGUGAUGGCAACUGUAAGCUGCCUGUUUGCCUAUGUUAGGAGCCUUCUUGCUGCUUACUUUGGCCUGAAAGCAUCAAGGGAGUUCUUUUCCGGGUUCAUGGAUUCAGUGUUCAAGGCCCCCAUGCUGUUCUUCGAUUCCACUCCGACUGGAAGAAUCAUGACCCGAGCUUCAUCAGAUUUGAGCAUAUUAGACUUCGACGUCCCGUAUACGAUGACAUUUGUGAUCUCAGGCACAAUUGAAGUGACAGCAACCAUAGUUAUCAUGAUCAUGGUUACAUGGCAAGUAGUGCUGGUGGCUGUUCCUGUUGUGAUGGUGCUGCUGUACAUUCAGCGAUACUACAUUACGUCAGCGAGGGAGCUGGUAAGGAUCAACGGAACUACAAAGGCGCCCGUCAUGAACUACGCUGCAGAGUCGAUGCUGGGAGUGAUCACCAUAAGGGCCUUCGCGGCGACAAAGAGGUUUAUUCGGACAAAUCUUCAGCUCAUCGACACAGAUGCGACACUGUUCUUCUACACCAAUGCAGCACUGGAGUGGGUACUCCUGCGUGUCGAGGCGCUGCAAAUCUUGGUCAUCAUCACAUCAUCCAUCCUUCUUGUUUCGCUACCGGAGGGCGCUGUUGCUCCAGGAUUCCUUGGCCUAUGCCUCUCCUAUGCAUUGACGCUUUCUUCUGCUCAAGUGUUCUUAACACGAUUCUACUCAAAUCUUGAAAAUUACAUAAUAUCGGUGGAGAGGAUCAAGCAGUUCAUGCAUCUGCCUGCAGAGCCUCCAGCUGUCAUCUGUGACAGAAGGCCUGCUCCUUCUUGGCCAUCUAAAGGAAGGAUAGAUUUGGACAAUUUAAGAGUCAAGUACCGGCCAAAUGCGCCUACGGUUCUGCGGGGUAUCACCUGCACAUUUGCAGCAGGGAACAAGAUUGGAGUUGUCGGCAGAACAGGAAGCGGGAAGACGACUCUUCUGAGUGCAUUGUUCCGCCUUAUCGACCCAUCCAGCGGGCGAAUUCUUAUCGAUGAUCUUGACAUUUGCACUAUAGGACUGAAGGACCUGAGGAUGAAACUCAGCAUCAUUCCUCAGGAGCCAACCCUUUUCAGAGGCAGUGUAAGGAGUAACGUCGAUCCUCUAGGUCUGCACACCGACGAGGAUAUCUGGGAGACUUUGGAUAAGUGCCAGCUGAAGAAAACAAUCAGUGACCUUCCUAGACUACUUGAAUCACCAGUGAGCGAUGAUGGCGAGAACUGGAGCGUCGGUCAACGGCAGCUCUUCUGCCUCGCGCGUGUUCUCCUCCGUAGGAACAAGAUCCUGGUUCUUGACGAGGCAACAGCAUCCAUCGAUUCGGCCACCGACGCCAUCCUGCAGAGAGUCAUCAAGCAGGAGUUUUCAGGGUGCACAGUGAUCACCAUAGCACACAGGGUUCCUACUGUCACAGACAGUGAUAUGGUCAUGGUUCUUUCCUACGGCAAAAUAAUAGAGUAUGACAGGCCAUCAAGGUUGAUGGAAAAUGAGGACUCUGCCUUCUGUAAGCUCGUCGUCGAAUACUGGUCCAACUACAGGUGAAGCUGCAAACAAACCUGACAACUUGUCGGGCAAAAGCAUCGCCAACAAGAUUGUUGACAGUACAAGCACUAUAUGUGUCAUGUGCAACUCUAGGUUAGGUCUUUGGGCCGGCAUGGUAUUGUAGCAGCACUUACUGUAGCUAUGCCUAUUAGAUAGUUUCCCUGGUCCUUGAGUUAGAUUAGUUGUUAGGGAUCAUAUCAGAUUGGUUAGAUAUAAGAUUUGUUAGUUAAGACCGGUUUCUAUAUAAAGGAGAUCACAACAUCUAUUUUCAAAUAGAAGAGAAGAAUUAAUCUAAGUCUCUUCAAUCUAUAGUCUAAUUCCUUCCAUA